AUGGACAUUCAAACCCUCUACAACCUCUUCCAGGCCACAUUCCAGCCUGACCCCAACGUCCGCAUCCAGGCCGAGCUGCAGCUCAAGCAGCUCGAGGGUACCCAGGGUGCCCUUUUGGCGUCGAUGCAGAUUAUUGGAUCCGAGGACUCUGUUAUCCAUGUCCGUCAGGCUGCCUCCAUCUACUUCAAGAACGCUGUUAAGCGUUACUGGUUCGAGACAGAGUCAACCCCCGCCCACCUCAAGAUCUCUGAGAGUGACAAGGACGCCAUCAAGGGAAGCAUCCUCCAGCUCCUCGCUUCGGCUCCCCAGAUCGUCCGUACCCAGUUGCUUACUGUCCUCGGAACAAUCUUGUCCAACGACUUCCCCGCUAAAUACCCCGGCUACCUCACUCAGGUUCAGUCGCUGCUCCAGUCUCAGGAUCCCAAGAUUGUCUUUGUUGGUCUCUUGGCAUUGAAGGAGGUCACCCGCGUUUACAAGUUCAAGGUGUCGGACCGUGAGCCCGUUGACGAGAUUAUUGCGACCUUCUUCCCCGCCAUUCAGCAAAUCGGAACAGGACUGGUCAGCGCCAAUAACGUGGAAGCCGCCGAGAUGCUCAAGAUCAUCUUUAAGUGCUACCACCACACCAUCCAGAUCGACCUCUCCGAGCGUCUUCGCGACAACGCCUCGUUGGUUCCUUGGGGAACUCUUUUCAUCCAAAUGGUCGAGAAGCCCGUCCCUACUGAGGGCCUUCCCACUGACUUAGAGGAGUUGGAGAAGCACCCCUGGUGGAAGGCCAAGCGCUGGGCAUACCAGUGCUUGAACCGUCUGUACACUCGCUACGGAAACCCUACCGCUUUGACUUCCGAAUCCAAGUUCAAGCCCUUUGCCAACAGCUUCAUUGUCAACUUUGCCCCCAACAUUUUGACUGCUUACUUGAAGCAGGUUGAGCUCUGGGUUGCUAAGCAGGCUUGGCUCAGCCCUCGCGUCCUUUGCUUGAUGGGCAACUUUUUCGAAGAGAGUGUCAAGGAUAAGCAUAUCUGGUCGAUGAUGAAGCCUCACUCCGAGACUUUGAUUACCCACUUUGUCUUCCCCCAGUUGUGUUUCACCUCCGAGGACGAGACCCUCUGGGUCGAUGACCCUGUUGAAUACGUUCACGCCAAGAUUGACGUUCUUGAGGAUUUCACCAGCCCCUCGACAGCUGCGACCAACUUUAUGACCGUCAUGGCCCGCUACAGACAGAACGCCUUCAUGCAAAUCCUCGCUCUCGCCAACAGCGUCCUUCAAAAGUACAACGAGUCUCCUGCCGAGGCCAAGAACCCCAGAGAGAAGGAUGGUGCUCUCGUUAUGAUCGGGGCCCUUGCCCCUUUGAUCCUCCGCAAGAAAUCAUUGUCGUCGAUGAUGGAGCCCUUCUUUGUCAACCAUGUCUUCCCCGAGUUCAAGAGCCAGUACCCCUUCCUCCGUGCUCGCGCUUGCGAGAUGGUCAACCAGUUCAGCGAUUUGGACUUUGAGGACUCGAACAACGUUGCAUUUGCUUUCACCAGCUUGAUGGAGAACCUCCGCGACAGCCAGCUCCCCGUCAAGGUCACUGCUGCCUUGGCCCUCCGCCCCAUGAUCCGCCACGAGGCCGUCUGCGAGGCCAUGAAGCCCCACCUCCAGUUCAUCAUGCACGAGCUCUUGGCCAUGACCAACCAGAUUGAUGUCGACACCCUCUCCGAAGUCAUGGACGAGUUUGUCGAGGUCUUUGCUCAGGAUUUGGCUCCCUUUGCUGUCCAGCUCUGCGAGCAGUUGCGUGACACCUUCCUCAGGAUCUGCGCCGAUAUGGGACCCAGCUCCGAUGGUGUCGAGGCUAUCACUGACCGUGCUAUUGACGAGGCUUCGGACAAGACUAUGGCUGCCAUGGGUGUCUUGAAGACCAUGGGCACCUUGAUCCUGAGCUUAGAGAGUACGCCCGAGGUGUUGAACCAGCUCGAGAUUGCGCUCUUGCCCGUCAUCACCUUUACCCUCCAGAACGCGAUCAUUGACCUCUUUGAUGGUGUCUUUGAGAUCAUCGACAGCUGCACCUUCUCGGCCAAGGCCAUCUCUGCCAACAUGUGGGGUGUCUUUGAGUUGAUCUACAAGACUUUCAAGGAGUCGGCUCUGGAUUUCAUGGAAGAGAUGUUGCCCUCGCUAGACAACUACAUUUCGUACGGCAAGGAUGUCUUCUCGACCAACGAGAACGUCCAGCACAUUAUCUACGAUAUCAUCGAGUCUGUCAUGAAGUCGGAUCGCUUGGGCGAGAAUGACCGUGUCCAAGCUUGCAAGCUUGCCGAGUCCUUGAUGUUGAACUGCCGUGGCCAUGUCGACAAGUACAUUGCCCCCAUCCUCAACUUGGUGUUCCACUACUUGGCCCCCGAGGAGGGCAUUCAGACAGUCGAGUUCCGUAUCCAGGCUCUUGAGGUUGUCAUGAACGCGCUCUACUACAAUGCCCCUGUCACAUUGAGGCUCUUGGAGGAGAACGGAUGGACCCAGCGGUUCUUGACCGUCUGGUUCACCAACUUGGACAAGUUCUCGCGUGUCCAUGACAAGAAGCUCUCGAUCUUUUCCCUCUGCUCGAUCUUGAACGUUCCUGUUGCCCAGUUGCCUCCAGCUCUCCAGAGUGGAUGGCCUCAGAUCUUGAACGGCAUCUUGACCAACUUUGAGGGUCUUCCUGUUGCUCAAGCCAAGCGCAAGGAGAUGGAGAAGUUGUACAACAUUGGAUCGGACGACAGCGACGAAGAUAGCGACGCGGACAGCAACGCCGGCGACGACAGCGAUGACGACGACGAAGAAGAGACAAACGCUCUUGAGGCCGCUCUGGCCGGCGACGACGAUGUCGAAGAAGAAUGGGUCGACGACGAAGAAGAUGUCUACGACGAGGGACACGAGUACCUCGAGUACCUUGCCCAGCAGGCCUCCAAGACCCGUGCCGUUAAGACUGACGGAGGCGAUGAGGAAGAAGAAGAGGAGGAGGAUUAUGAAGAUGACUUUGGCGAUUUGGAGGAGGAGAUUUAUUUCGAGUCUCCCCUGGAUGAUUUGGAUCCUUAUAUUGUGUUCCGUGAGGUCUUUACGGGACUCCAGCAGCAUAACCCGGCUUCGUAUGCGGAGUUGACUAAGGAGACUACGCCUGAGCAGCAGGAGUAUAUUGUCCAGUUGAUUAAUGUUGGAGAGGUCAAUGCUACCGCUGCUGCCGAGGACGCCGCUGCUGCUGCCGCUGAGGUUUAA
Linnemannia hyalina is the source of this 3219-nucleotide messenger RNA. The record is from the annotation of a GenBank genome assembly. NCBI's taxonomy places the organism in Eukaryota, Fungi, Mortierellomycota, Mortierellomycetes, Mortierellales, Mortierellaceae.